AAUGCCCUUAUUUAUCCCUCUAAUACUAGUCCGUUGGUUCCUUGCUAGGUUCAGGAGAACUCUAAAUUGUGGAAUGCUCGUGUGGGACUAAACGAUGUGAAUGUGAGAAAUAUCAAGUAUUUAUAUUCAAAUUUUUACUUUAAUCAGUAUCGUGGUUGAAUCUGAAUGGCAUUAGUUAUCUACAGAGUAUUGACAAGUACAAUCAGAAUCACUUGAAGUAUAUCAAUGAGUAAUAUACAUUUAGAACUGUAUCAUGAUACGACCCCUCAAGGUAGUCUUCUGGCGCGCGUCUGUGCUCGUCAGAAGUCCAAUGGGAUUUCGCAUUCCUAGGGGUGUUAUUCCUGAGCGCACAACCGCUGAGCUCGCGGUGUUUGGCAGCGGGUCUCAGUUGUGGGGUCAUGUUUGUUGAGUAUCCAGGGGCCUCAUGGCAGUUGUGGGGUUGAGUCAUGUAGGUAGGAUUCUUCAAAUUUCACUUUCUGCCUCUCAUUGGGGUGGACGACGUCUCGUGUAAGCGACCUAUUGCAAGAGUGUCUUUGUUUCCGUUGUUUUUUACCGAUUCGUCUUCGCCUCUGUGAGAUGCAAACAAUGCUUCUGUCUUGCUGGUUUCAGAAGACUGUUCACUUGAUACUUUCCACGACUUGCGGGUAAUGAAUGAACCCAGUGUUAUGUAUUAUUUUUUUUAAUGCUACUAAUGAAUCUAGUAUUAUUGUAUUUUAAAUUCUGCGUUAUUGACAGCGGCUAGGUGAAAACUGCUGACAAGUUUUGACCUCAUUUACUGUAUCCUCUAGUUCUUUGUAACAUUCACGGGUUUUUAGUUGGGAUUAAGGCGGCUAAGAGAAGUCAUAAGGCGGCUAUCGUAACCAUUAAUAUUCUACUCAAGCCUAAGCAUUGUCAUGUAAGUACUGGAAUGCACUGAUGAAAGUUAAAGCAGUGGUUCGUGGGGUACGAAUGUCGCCAGUGUUACGCUAGCCUCCACGAGUUAUUGUGGGCGCCUCACUGUUGAUAUGCGAAUAUUUUUGGGUCUUGCACGAUUUUUGUUAUCCUAUUGGCGGCUUGUAGCCAUUCAUUUGGUGCGCAGUGGCCGUAGCAAAUAGUACUAGAGUAAUGAAAGGUUAACAGCCACUCAGUUGAAGUAUAUAAACCUGAGCCUCGCUCUGGUGCAUCGAAAACUCCUGCAGUAUAAAAAUUGCCUCAAAUACAGGGCCGCGCCACCAACGGUCCCAGAGCUCAUUCAAGUAUGAGAAUGUUAACAGAAUCUAUUCAAUACCUGCUGAAACUUCGUGCCUUCAAUUGGAAAAUUCAAGAACGACUGAAAAAAUCUAGCCCCGAAAAAUUUUUUGAAUGCAAAGAACAGCUGUGCUAUCUCUACCCAUGUGCAUUCCAAAUAAUCAUUCAUGAUACCUGUGUCUCAUCAAUUGUUCUCAUCAUAGUUCAGCGUUUGCGCUUUCAGCACUCGACAGUUAAACUUUUCUGCCAGAAGUUUACACUCCCAACCACUCAACACCACAUGUUUGGUGAACGUGUCCGACAACAGGAAAUCUUGAAUAUUCAAGACAACAUGGAUAUAGAGGAGAAUACUGACAAGAACCAAAUUCCGGCGGCAGUCGAGAUAUCUGAAGUUGUGGCGACAAUUGAAGGAUCUGAAGUUCCGGCGACAGUUGAAGGAUCUGAAGUUGCAACAACAGUUAGAGGAUCUGAAGUUGCUGCGACAGUUGAAGGAUCUGAAGUUGCUGCGACAGUUGAAGGAUCUGCAGCUGCUGCGACAGUUGAAGGAUAUGAAGUUGCUGUGACUGUUGAAGGAUCAGAAGAUUCGGCGACAGUUGAAGGAUCUGAAGUUGCUGCGACAGUUGAAGGGUCUGAGGUUGCUGCGACAGCUGAAGGAUCUGAAGUUGCAGAGACAGUUUGUGCAGGACUAAGUAAGAUUGCUGCCGCCAGCAGUGAUGAUUCUGCACACUCUGAGGACAGAUUAGUAUUGCCGUCCCUGAUAGAUGGGAUACACAAAAGUGAAGGUGGAGCCAUGACUGCUUUGUCAAAGUCUGAGGGUAAAUACAAGCGUAAGCAUGGCAAAAGUGGCUCGAGCUUCACCGAACCGAACUAUUUUGUUGGUAUCCCUGUCUCAAACCCGAAGAUACACGAAAGAGUUUUGGCAUUGCAGCAGAAGAUGUUGUCAACAGAACCGCUGCUCCAGUCAUAUCUGACUGACGUGGCAACCAUGCACUUGACUUUAUUCGUCUUCAAUCUCGAGGAUGAGCAAUUGGACAGCGCGAGAAUGUGCUUGACGCAGUUGGGAGAUAAAUUGAAGACCGACGAGGGCUGUCCCCACAUUGUUCUAAACUUCAAGCAUCUCGGAAAUUUUCGCAACAGGGUGGUGUUCGUUUCUGUAGCUGAAGACGCCGGCUUCAAGCAGCUGGAAGAUUUACGUGAUGUUGCAAGAAGAUUGUUCACGGAAGCAGGCAUUGAAGUGGAGGAUAAGAAAAAUAAAUGGCACCCUCAUCUAACAGCGGCUAAAAUAGCCUACAAACCCGGGAAGAAACACCUCCACAAAAUACCAAGAGAAUCGUAUGCUGAUUACAUUGACGCGGAGUUUGGCGUCCAAACUGUGAUGAAAGUACAGCUGCUUUCAAUGAGGGCACCGAAGGAUGCAAAUCGAUACUACAAGUGCGAGCAAACUCUGCAUCUACUUCCCGACGAACAGGAAAACCAUUCUGGGUGCUGCUUCCGACAAGAUACAAACUUUUUGCCGGCUGAGUCAACUUCAACUGGACUAAGCACCUAAUAAUAAGUGAAGUCGAUAGGAAAAGGAGGAGCAUGUUUGAUCUACACUAUUUUAAAUUAGUAUUUCUGAACGGAGUAUUGAAUGAGGCAAAAUUUGUAGGUUUUCUGUACUUUCGUUUACAAUUAUAGUUAAAAGCUUAAUGAUAGCAAAAAUUAACGUGUACUAUUAAUGUUCACAUAAAUAAAAAUUACCAGAAAAAUUUGUCUUUCGAACGACCAUAUUACAAUGAUCGGUCAUUACAUCGUGACGUUUCGUUGUCGAGUUACCAGUCACUAAUAAUACUAUCAUCCAAAGCAGAGAGCAAUGUAAAGAAUGUUAUACGUUUGAAUCGAUUCAUAAAGAUCCCCCAAUAAUUCCAUACGCCGAAUAAAGUUUUGUUAAGGAUGAAAAGAAAUGGACAUUUCAAUACUUCAAAUUACUGCAUAGGCAAAUAAUUGCAAUUUUAUAAUGCAUAUUAAUUCCUAAUUAAUUUUCUCAUAGCCGAUGGAAUUUUAAAACACAAAAUGUAUGAAUAAAUAACACGCGAAUAAGGUAUUGAAACCUCCGGUAAAGUGAGAUUGCCUCCACGAUUACGUGGAGUCAACGGGUGUCGCUUAUCAUAUGCAAUUACUCUCUAUACGACUGAAUGUUCAUUUACAAGAUAUUCCCCGGAGAUGAUCUUCAAUACGAAUGAGUUUAACGCACUAUCUAAUUCUAGUAAAAUAAAAACAUUCCAGACAACCGUUCACAAUGUCAGGCAGCACACGCGCUAGGAUGAGGACAUCAGGACAUACGACUAUGUUACAUUGCAGAAUCAGAUUCCACACCCUAACAUUUAUAUUGAUGACUCGU
Molecule: messenger RNA, 3607 nt
Organism: Hyalella azteca
Lineage: Eukaryota; Metazoa; Arthropoda; Malacostraca; Amphipoda; Hyalellidae
Exons: 5
Coding region: 1238-2776 (512 amino acids)
Cellular component (GO): cytosol
Molecular function (GO): protein kinase A regulatory subunit binding
Source: RefSeq, a predicted model, not a curated record